Messenger RNA from Cucurbita maxima (winter squash), 779 nucleotides. Its product is annotated as putative HVA22-like protein g. The transcript is spliced from 6 exons. Bases 5 to 763 code for a protein of 252 amino acids. The record is from RefSeq and is a predicted model, not a curated record. Lineage: Eukaryota; Viridiplantae; Streptophyta; Magnoliopsida; Cucurbitales; Cucurbitaceae.
GAACAUGUUUGGAGUUUUGAUCACACGAUGCCUCUUGAUGGUUUUUGGGUAUGCCUAUCCGGCAUUUGAAUGUUACAAAACACUGGAGAAGAGCAGCCGAAGCCUCGACGUUGAAUCGCUUCGUUUUUGGUGCAAAUAUUGGAUUAUUGUGGCUAUUUUUACAUUUUUUGAGAGGAUUGCUGAUGUUUUAAUUGCUUGGCUUCCUGUGUAUGGAGAAAUGAAGCUGCUUUUUCUUGUCUACUUGUGGCAUCCAAAAACCAAGGGGAGUGGGCAUGUGUAUGGAACGAUGUUGCAGCCCUAUUUGGCGAAGAAUGAAGCAGAAAUAGAGAGAAUGACAGUGGAAAUGAAAGUGAGGGCUUGGGACUUGAGUUACCUUUUUUGGACAAACUUCUCAGAAAUGGCUCAUGCUGGCUUCCUCAAAGUCCUCAAAUGUGCUGCUGAUUUCCAGUCCGCUAAGUUCAAGAACUCCCCCUUCAUAAUUCAGAGAGUCGAUCAGAACUCGCCGAUGGCGUCGCCAACGCCUCCGAACAAAUUGCCCUCGUUUUCGUCCCGAGUCGCCGAUAAGAUGACCGAUUCACCGAGAGGCGCGCCGCAGUCACCCGUCGGAAUAGUCCGAGGCGAUUCGGACAUGACGGAAGCAGACGGCGGCCAGUCUCCGGACUUCUGUGAAACAGAGAGUUUCGUUAAUGAGGAAGAUAAACCUUCAUCUCCAUAUCCCCCAGCGGUUCGAGCUCGCUUAAGGCGAAUUAAACCACAAUCAUAGAUGUUUGUAAAUGUGA